Oikopleura dioica is the source of this 1767-nucleotide messenger RNA. Lineage: Eukaryota; Metazoa; Chordata; Appendicularia; Copelata; Oikopleuridae. The record is from the annotation of a GenBank genome assembly.
AUGGAAGUCUCCAUUCCACCCGCGCUAGAAUCAAGUUCCGCGACGACUAUCGACAGCCAAAAUGCGAAAGAAAUGGACACAAGCAGUGAUCCGGAAGAAGUGAAUGUUGACAUGAACUCCCCGAAGCAAGAACCCGUCGAUGCAGAGGCUUUUCAAAUGGAGAGAACAGCCACUUCCUCGCCCAUCACAAGUUCGGCGCCGUCGCUUUCGGCGACUUCAUCGCCAAUGUCAUCUCAUGGCAACUUCCAGCCGCAGAGAAAUGUCCCUUCAGGAAGUUAUCAACAGCAAGCAGUGAGUGAACUGUUGAACGCGAAAGAAAGAAGACGACAUUUUCUCAACUCGAGUAUGACACCAACUUUCAACACGAUCCGCGAAACAUGCGAGCUCAAGCGUCAGACAUCUGAUCCGAUCAAGUUCUCGCCGCUGGAUCCGCACUUGAGCAGAUUGAGCGAUCGUCUUCCAAAGCAGCACUCUGAUCCGCACCCGAUCGACACCCGCGCGACGAUGCAGUCUCAUCUCUUACAAAGACUUCUUCAGCGUGAUUCCGACGGAGAAGAAUUCUUCAAAGUCACAUGUGGGAUCAUUGAAGCAAAAUUGAUCUGGAAGCUAUUCCGCUGCCCCGGAAUCAGCCAAAAAUGCAUCCGAAUGUCAAACGGGGAAAUGAUCACCCCAAAGGAUCUGGUAAAGAGCGCGGGGAAACAGACGCUCAAAGACUGGAAACGGGCGAUCCGAAUAAAUAACACCAUGCUAAGAAAGCACAUGAGUGAGGAAGGCGGUGGCUUAGACUACUAUCUCCACGACCAGCACUGCUCGAAUACUUGCAAAUCGUCGAAAACAAUGUCCGAUAUUUCAAUGGGCAACUCUGUCGGUUCGAAUCCAUCGAUGGGCUCUUCAUCAACUUCCACAUCUUUUGAUGAUCCAACUGUUCGGCCUCUCUCCCUCGCAAAUCAGCAGAGCUUCAAAAGAGGCUCGUUCGAGCGCUCAUCGUCAGAGGACUCGGGAGAUCUUCUAUCGCAUACGGAUGAUGAUCAGGCCAGUGAAGCCAGUUGUCAGACAUUUUGGCAAGGACUUAACUCGCAAGCAGAUGUAUCUGGUGAUAUCUUCGGUGCAGUGAUGCACAAGAUACAAGAGAUACAGCUUCGAAUGAGGAGUAAUCCGACCCCUUCUCCAUCUGACGCCGUUGCGAUGACAAAAAUCCUCGACAACCUAGGAAUGAUGUCAUCCGUUCAAGAGCGCCUUCGAGGUGUAUCUCAGCAGCUUGCGGAUCAAGAUAAUCAUGUGAAGCAAAGCUCUAAAGAUCUUCAAAUGAAACUGGAACAGCAGAAGCGUCAAGAAUUGGACAUCAAGACAAAGAAACGCGCUAUUGAAGAAGCCCUCAAUGCUGCACCAAUAACGAAAAAACCAAAAACCCGCCCGCUGGUCCGCCAGCUGCCGCGACAAAAGGCUAUUGAUGCUAGUCGCAACGCGUACUCGCCGCAACGUCUCCAGCCUUACUCGCAUAUAAUGCCCCUCGGACCGGAGUAUUCACGCAUAGAUCCCCGCCUAUCCGGCUGGCACCCUCACCUAUUCGUCUCUCUUCCAUAUACGACACCGAGUUCACGGUUUCCACCAGAGUCGGCGCCUCCUCUCGCUCUCAGCUCAUCCCAGAGUCCCAUUCCUCCUCCGAUCGAGGAAGUUCUUCCUAACCGAUUCGACGAAAAGUGCACGAUCCGAUCUUCCCCCGACCAUACGAUACGUUCCAUUUCGCCUGCCGCUGAGCGACAGUAG